Molecule: messenger RNA, 6156 nt
Organism: Colletotrichum scovillei
Lineage: Eukaryota; Fungi; Ascomycota; Sordariomycetes; Glomerellales; Glomerellaceae
Product: ankyrin unc44
Exons: 2
Coding region: 43-6156 (2037 amino acids)
Molecular function (GO): protein binding
Source: RefSeq, a predicted model, not a curated record
GAAAGUUGCGUUGCAAGGUCGAUAGCAAUCAAACCAGGCAUCAUGCCCGUCCGACAAAAGUCAUGGGGCCUUCCUGUAAGGCCCCCGGAUCGAACAGCAACGAUAAAAGCCGACGAGAACGAGCUUGAACAGCAGAGUAGCGAAGCUGCUGUUAAAUACUGGUUAUCAGAGGCAGAGAAGCUCCAGCCAGAGCAGCGCCUCUUCGAGCGAGGUGCGGAAGCGGACAGCUACGAAGACUAUGUGUCGGACUUGACCCGCGCAGUCCAGAAUACCACCAACUCGAGCAAAGUGUCCAGGCUCUCGAGGAAGAUGAAGCCGGUUUACGCAUUGGUAAAGUCAGUCGCGCCGCUGGUAGCCUCCGCGGACCAAGCCAGCCCAUUCCCGUCAUCUCUGGUCAUUGGAGGGAUCACUUGCAUUCUGUCAGCCAGCAACCGCGUGGACGACUACCAAGGCAAACUCAUUGAGAAGAUGGAGGAAAUGGUUGACGAGAUUGAUUCUAUCAACCAAUAUCGCAGAGAAGGGAUUUUCCAGGAUGAUCCUGGAAUCAAGGCAUGCGAACUAAACCUUGCCACUGAUAUCUUUCAAUUCUGCGUGAGAGUAGCACCCAUUUUCUACGAUGAAAAGGGGAAGGAAAGAAAUGGCCUUUCCGUGGCUAUGAAAAUGCAAUUCAAGGACUUCGACACCAAGUUCGGCGACAUCAUGGCACAUUUUAAACAACACCUUCGUGCUCUGGAGAAUCGGAGAGGCUUGAUCAACAAUCGAUGGACCAAAGAAACACAUUUCGGGGUCAAAGAAAUGGGACUCUUCAUGGGUAAAAACUCGCAGGACAAGAAGGAAGCGAUGGAAGAAAAGCUACGACAGCAAAAGCAAGAUGAGGACAACGAAAGAGCGCAAAGACGGAAAGAGUUUCUCGACUGGCUUCCCUUCAUUGACUUUGGAGAAUUUCACGACAACGCAUUUGAGAGAAGUGUUGAUGGUACAGGAGACUGGCUCACCAAGAACAACAACUACAAGGCGUGGAGUGACAGUUCAUCGUCAUCUAUGCUGUGGAUUCGUGGGAAGCACGGCUCUGGGAAAUCCCACUUGGCGUCCUGUAUCAUCGAAAAGCUAUUAUUGGAGGCAAAGACUGCUCCGGGCAAUGCUGUAGCAUUCGUCUAUUGUACAACCACACAGUCAAAGACCGAAAUGACACUCAACAACCUCUUGGGCUCCCUUCUGAGGCAGAUCUGUAGACAGCUACCACCAAGUCGGGAUGUCAAAGACUUGAUCUCGAAAGACGAUUACAGCAGCAAAGACUCUCCUCGGCGAAGCGAACUCAAGAGUGGCAUUCUGAAAGCUAUCUCGGCAUGCCACGCGAGUUCAAUCAUAGUCGAUGGUCUUGACGAAUGCAGCAAACUGAACGACAGCCACUUCAAGGAGUUUUGCGAUUUCAUUGCUAGUCUGGUAGAGAAGUCAGGUGCUGUCACAAAGGUCAUAGUACUGAGCAGACCAAAUUACGGCGAGAUCGACAAGAUUAUGGGAAAUGUCUCCUAUAUCAUAGAUGUCGACACAGGCGCCAAUCACGACGACAUUGAGAGAUUCGUAUCACAGACUAUCUCCGAAAUAAAUUCAGAGUCCUCGCAAGAAGAACUGCAAGACUUUGAAGAAAUCAAGAGCAAACUUGUCAACAAUGCCUCAGGAAUGUUCUUGUAUGUUCGUCUCAAAGUGCGAGAUUUUGGAGAUCUUGGGAAUGCCGAAGAUAUUAGAGCUUCCUUGGAAGACACCGUUGAAGAUCUGAACGAUUUGUACGGACAGGCCAUCAACUCAGUGCUUGAAAAGCGUACACCCUUCAGAGAAAGAGCACUAAUGGCUCUCAUGUGGAUCACAAACUCUCGUCGCCCAUUGUCGAAGAUGGAGUUACUCGAAGCUUUAUCGCUCAAGCUCAAGCGAAAUGGCAUCAGAAGUAGCCAGAGGCUAAAGAGCGAUUACCAAAUCUGCAGACAAUGUGCGGAUCUCAUUACUGAGACUGGGGGCUUUUACUACCUAAUUCAUGGAUCACUCGAAGAUUACCUGCUCUCAAAUUCUGUCGGCCUUUCUGAGUAUCGCGCACUACAAUCCCAGGCUCACGCUAUCAUAGCUGAGGCUUGCCUCAGCUAUCUCAACUUUGACGACUUCCAGAAGAAUCGUGCGCUAACGCCAAGCGAAUUGUUUCAGUUACAACAGCAAUAUCCCCUGCUGCACUACGCAUCAUCUCAAUGGGGAGGCCAUUACAAACGAGCGAGCUUACUCGGAGACAGAGGUUCUGAAAUCAGAAAGCUUUCUCUAGAGCUUUUGUCGGUAGAUAGCCUUGUCCAUUUAUGUCUCAAGGUUAUCAACUUACAUGAACUUGAUCCGGAGGAUCUCACCCCCGUCGAGGCUUACUUCGACUGGACGCCAACCGCACUUCAUCUCAUCUGCGCACUCGACCUGAGAAGUCUGGUUGAAUCGAUACCGCGCUGUGUAGAUCUCAUUGAUCAUUUAGAUCAUAUAGGAUGGGCUCCAAUCCAAUAUGCUCUGCACUUCAACAGUAAGGAUAUGUGCAUUUGGAUAUUGGACACUAUUCAAGAGAGACAAGACAAGCAAGCGCUGACCGACGAGCUUGUUGGCGAUAGAUACUGUUUGCUUCAUUAUGUAGUAGAUCGAGAUUGGGACCAUGCAUUGCGGCAGUUGCUUUCCUUCAACUGCGAUCCAGAUGUUCGGGACGGCUAUGGCGAAACACCUUUGCAUUGCGCAAUACAGCAUGGCUGCCAUCGUUCUUUUGAGAUACUACUUGCGGCGGGUGCAGAUGUCACCAUCGAGUCAAACGAUGGCACAACGCCUCUGAUCGAAGCCGUUGACAGUGGCGAGCUGAAGUUUGUCAGAGAAAUACUCGCUAAAAUCGCAGAUGUGGCAAGAGAUCCGAGUAGAGCUUCUCCUCUCAACUGGAAGACUCAGCCUGAAAACCUGCACAGGCAUGAGCUUAUCGACCACAGUCGGCACAAUGGCGAGAAUGCCUUUUUGCUCAGCUGCGCUCUGGGUCCUGGCUCCAUGGUGGAAUUGCUCCUCCAACAUGGCGCGAAUAUCAAGGCUUUGAAUGCCAACAGUGGAGGCGAAACUGGCCUGCACCUAGCCUGUACCGAAGGUCACAUCGAUGUUGUUGACGUUUUUCUCUCUCGAUGCGAGGCACCUGAACUAGUAAACGCAGAAGAUUUCGAAGGCUAUACGCCCUUAUACAAGACCAUCUUCUGUCAAGAUCUUGUAAUUGCAAUCAAACUCCUGGAACAUGGAGCACAGCCCAAUCACGUCAUCAGAAACAAAUACACACCUUUGAUGUUAUCGAUUUUUGGAGGGGCGUAUGAAAUCGCCAAAGCCCUCAUUGUCGACUACAAAGUGGAUGCCCUCUCACAAACUCACUACGACACCCCGCUACACUGGGCAGCCGAUGUUGGAUGGUCGCAGAUUCUCAAAAUCAUCCCGAAUAUGUCCAUUUGGUACCAAAAUCAGCACCGGAAACAUACACCUCUCCACGAGGCAGCUAGGCAAAAUCAAAUUGAAUUCAUGAAAGAAUUCAUAGGCCUGACUUCCACGGCGAAUUUAAUUCCCCUUGAUGAGUCUGGCGGAACACCGCUUCACACGGCUGCUAGAGGCGGUGCCCUAGAUGCGGUUAAAAUGCUAUUGAAGACCGAACCUACCUUACUACAUCUCAGAGACGACGAACAAUGUCUCCCACUACAUUUCUCUGCUAAUGAAGGACAUCUUUCCUGCACGAAACUCUUGCUAGUGGCAGGCAAUAUCAACGAGCGCGACGUACACGGCUGCACACCCCUUUGGUACGCCUGUAAAAGUGGACAUGAAGACAUCGUCCAGCAUCUUCUUGAACAGAAUGCCAACAUAAAUCUGUGCGAUAUGGAUGGAGAUCCCUCUAUCGGUAUCGCUAUUUUGAACUGCCACGAACGGAUUGCGAUUUGCCUUCUGGAUCGAGGGGCUGAAUGCCAGUCAAGGGGAUUCAAAGGCAAGACGCUACUCCAUCAUGCCGCCACCACGGGAAGCCAAGCCAUUAUUGAGCACCUGCUCAAGGCGGGAUGUGAUCCGUUAAUUGUGGAUGAUGAUGGGGCGACUCCAUUGAUGAGGGCAGUCUUCGGCGGCUGGCGUGAAGCUGUCUCUUUGUUGCUUUCGGCAGCCCCAGAAGCAGCCCAGAUUCUUGGUUGCCAAGGACAAAGCUGCGUGCAUAUCGCCGCCGGUCAACAAUCACCACAAAUAUUGGAGAUGCUGCUUGUCGAAAAUCGUCAGCAGCACCAAGUAAUAGACAAUUUAGGAUUGGACGCAAUGUGUCAUGCCGCAGAACGAGGAGCUACUGCAAUGAUCGAUGUUUUAUCCGAGUUCGGAGUUCCAAUUGGCGGCAUUGCGGGCACUUCUUACAACCCACUGUGGUUGGCAGCGGCUACAGGGUGCUCCCAGUUCCUCCGAGAGCUCCUCAACCACGGGAUCAAUCUUGAAGAAGAUCUAAGACGUUGUUGUGGUCUACGUGGCGCAGAUGCGCUUAAUAUGGCCGCUAUGAAUGGGAACAUGGAAGCAACUUACGUCUUACUACAACUCGGCGCAGAUCCAACAACAAUAAAUCGCUUGGGCCUAUCCGCCAUUGACUAUGCUUUCAGCUUCACGUUCCUUAAGCCGCUUUUCAUGGCCUGGCUCCCGACGCCCCGCUCUUUGUCCAGAAAAAACCAGCUGCAAGCUCUGCGGACGGCUAUCAUCGAAGAUUGCAGCGGGUUUACAGAUAUAGUUGUGGAGGACUUCACAAAGACACAUUAUAUAAGUCUCUUGCGGAAUUUGCGGGACGAACUCGUUCUUUUGAACUCAGAGACAAGUCGGCAACAGUUGCAACUCCUUGUUGCCUUACAGUUUCAGGCCACUCCCAGUUUGUUUCGUUGCUUUUACAGAUGUGACUGGCGGCCAAAAGAGAACCCUGGCAGCACUUCCUUUCUACAUUACGGGAAAUUGGAUUGCUCUAUACUUUGCACUCAAUGCCAUCAAGACCACAUGAGUUAUGUAAAGAGUGGCCAGACUCCCUUGCUCAUGUUUUUCUUCAAUGAGUUGGAGAGGACUACUCUACCUGUACUAGAAGUGCUACAAACCUCGUGGAGUAAACAGGCUUACACGCUUUGGAUAUGCCUAAAUUCCUUGGAGCUCAUCACCGAUUGGCUCGAAGCAAUCACAGAAGCCUAUCCGAGGUGUAUCAAGAGAAGUAGGUUUUCCGCUCGAUUUUCUUUCCUUGAUUUCCAUGGCUGGAGUUUGGCCGAAACCCUCCAGCGAGUCCAACUGUCUGAGCUAUUUCGAUACGGAACAAGAGACUGUUCGGAAGUUGAUGUGAGAAAACGACAAAUCGUUGAAAGCGAACUCAAGGGGGACUUGAGCAAGCUCAUUCCAUUCGCAAGCCCAUACAUCGAAAUUUCCCAUUUUUACGAUCCGGGGGACAACUACAUCGGAUUCCCCGAAACGAGUGCCUCGCCACCCCAAAUACGCCGUCAUUUUAAUGAGCAAGGUCAAUUAUGCAAGAAUAUCUUCGAAGAAAUAUCGGAUCAUUAUGCAGGCCUAGAUUUCAGCAGCGUAUACAAGGCCACGGAUUUCGAUUCAAAGGCUUCUCCUCCAAAUGAGCCAAACUCGUCAGCUGAGCCAUCAGACCAAGAAUUCGAAUCAUACGAGUCAUUUGAAGAAGAGUUCGAAUCUUAUGAGCCGUUUGAAGUCCAGUUCGAUACUAUGCGUAGGGUACUAGGGCGCGACAUCACGAGCUUCCUAGCAAUCUUCCUUCCAUCUGGUGAAAGGGAAUCUAUUCUUUACGACAGUGCUGAAGAACUCCUGAGGAAACUGUCACUAGUCUACUUGAAACGCCAAAGGUUGCGUGAAGGAAGCGUGGAAUUCAAAAAGACAAGCAAUCAGAUCGAGGCAUACGAGCUUUCAUGGCGGCUUGUUCAUGCAAUUCUGAACAUUGAAUAUACACAGCCGGUUUGGGACUUUUGGCACGAAAGGGUCGCUCGUAAGAAUGCGGGAUUACAGGAUCCAGGAACCAGUCAACAGACUAGAACAGCCAAGCAAGCUUCGGAGCAGAAAGCCGGGUGGUAUCCAAGGAUGGCUUCCACAUAUCUAUAUUCUGAGCUUGGCUGA